AGGAAGACUCUCGCCACCGAAAACACGAGGCAAUGAAACGAUUUCCGCCACUUACACUAUCUUCAAGUUGCUGUUCCAUAAACCGACACUGGAAUGUGGCGUACUAGGUUGUCCAAACUGCAUCUCAUCGCAUAGGUGCAGAGGUUAUAAGGAUGUACGUGCAGUCUAUUCCUCCCAUCAUCCUGAUAUUACUCUUCAUGUGUACGCGUAUCUUUAAAGCUCGACAUGCAUGCGGCUGCCCCGCACCCCUUCUACGAAUUGGACCCGACUACAGAACUCACGAGGGACCUUAUACACUCGACUGUCUUCGUAGCAAUUGUAAGCGGAGCACAUUUCACACCAUCCGCGUCCAUGACUGCAGGUAUUGUAUAAACGAGUUAGUACUUUGUUUAAGCACCAGCUGCGGCAUAACAGUGAAAUUCAACAGGAUGCAGUACGAGACGGAAAUACUGGCGGAAUCAUGUAAUGCGAUAGCCUGUGGCACACGUCUCUAAACAUUGUCUUCGUCGCAAUCCUGUCCAGGUCCAUUUUGCCGCAUCUGCCUUGUCUCGCAAUGUCCUUUCGCCUUUCGUUUCAAUUCCCACUCGAUCUUCGCGCUUUUCCGACCUUCGUUAUUGCGGGAAAAGGGGAUGCUAUCAACUUAGCCAGGAACACGGUUUCGAGUAUUCGACGUCCA
This is a messenger RNA of Suillus paluster, 676 nucleotides long. RefSeq lists its product as uncharacterized. The transcript is spliced from 2 exons. NCBI's taxonomy places the organism in Eukaryota, Fungi, Basidiomycota, Agaricomycetes, Boletales, Suillaceae. Bases 153 to 494 code for a protein of 113 amino acids. The record is from RefSeq and is a predicted model, not a curated record.